Molecule: messenger RNA, 753 nt
Organism: Prunus avium (sweet cherry)
Lineage: Eukaryota; Viridiplantae; Streptophyta; Magnoliopsida; Rosales; Rosaceae
Source: RefSeq, a predicted model, not a curated record
CUAAGCCCCACCAAACGAAAGAGACAGAGUUCUUCUGCAGAGCAUUUUCCAUGGGCUUUUUCUUUUUUCCUCUAAGCUGAGUUCUUCUUGUUUGGUAGGUCUUUGCAUAACGAUGGAGAGAGGGGUACAGAGAUGGGUUGUGGACAUAUCAGGGUGGGACCCAUCUCCCCAAGAUUUCUCCUUUGCUCUCUCUGUUCUUCCUUCAGUUGAGCAACCUUCUGUCACCAGAUUUGUACAGAUGGGAGACAGGAAGCGGGCACUUGUGAGCCGGCUGCUUCAAUAUGCUCUUGUAAAUGAAGUUUUGGCAAUUCCCUAUGAUGAAAUUAUCAUUAAGCGCACCUUGGAAGGCAAACCAUAUCUGGAAUGUGGUGAUGUUUGCACAGAUUUUCCCAAUUUUAAUUUCAAUGCAUCUCAUCAUGGUGACUAUGUUGCUAUAGCGUCCGAACCUUUGUGCCUUGUCGGGGUGGACAUUGUUUCCAUAGUCAUUCCUCAGAAAGAGACGGUUAUAGAGUUUAUUCAAAACUUCUCCUCAUACUUUUCAACUUUUGAAUGGGAUAGUAUAGUCAAUGCUGGCACAUCUGAUGAUAUUCUGAUUGAGUUUUACAGAUAUUGGUGUCUGAAAGAAGCUUAUGUCAAAGCGAUUGGGAGUGGAGUGGCAUAUGGUUUGGACAGAGUGGAAUUUCAUCACAGUUGCUGGACAAACAUCUCUGUUAAUGUUGAGGGGAAGGCUAUGAAAGAAUGGCGCUUUUGGCU